AUGGUGAUUGAACUAGUUAUUAUUCCGUCGACAACUUGGUUUUUUCGUGAUUUUGGAGGUGACAAGUAUAUCUCUGGAACUGCCUUAUAUUGUACCAAUAAUGACAAUGAUAUUUUCAGAGAAAUUACAUUUAGAGGCUUUACUGGAAGUUCUGAUUGUUUGAUAUCUCUCUUUGAAAAAAAUUUUAUUAUCUCUUUAGUCCAAACUAUAUCUAUAUCAUCUUCUGAUAAUGAAGAUAUUCUGACUCCUCUUGAUCUUCCUCGCUCAUCGCCUCUACUUCUCUUUUCUGUACCCAUUAUACAAGGUUCUUAUCAUUCUAACAAUGGCAGAGGAAGAGAAAGUUUUAUACUCUCAAAACACUUAUACAAUGGCAUUACCAAUAGCAAGCAUAUUCCUUCUAAUAUUAUCAUCUUAUAUUUAAACGAGAGUAGCGAACUGCAGUAUUCAGCAUCAAAUGAAAAACUGACCUCUGUUAAUUUUAUGGAUGCAAUUUUUCAAGUUUGUACUAAUGAACACCACUCAGAACCUACCAAUAUAAACCCUACUCCCGAAAAUACAGAAAACGUAGUUAUUCCAUCUGAUCCCAAUAUCAAAUCUACUUCUCUUUCGAAUUUUGAGGGAGACGAUGAAAUUACACCUAUUAAUAAUAUUGAAUCCGUUACAACUACCUCUGGUAAUCAACCUACUUCUCAACGUAAAGGCACUAAACAAUCAGAAAAAUGUUUAAAAUCUACAAAAAAAUAG
Messenger RNA from Dentiscutata erythropus, 744 nucleotides. Lineage: Eukaryota; Fungi; Glomeromycota; Glomeromycetes; Diversisporales; Gigasporaceae. The record is from the annotation of a GenBank genome assembly.